UCCUCCGCCAGGGCGAACGCCACGUCGCCGCUCGUCCUAACCUCACUCUCUCGGUUCACUUCCCCGUGUGAAAUCCGAUUUUUAUGACCCAACAGUGACAUUCGAUACCGAAUCGGUCCCUAAUUUCUCGUUCGUUCAGUGUGUUCAAUUGUGUCCCCGGUCGCUUUCGCGUUAUCGGAGUGUUUUCCAGGUCGGAGCCGCCGAAAAUCCUAGCGCGCGCGCUAACGGUGCCGAAGUGAACGUACCGUGACGAAUAGGAAUCUCUCUCCGUUUCGGACUUCUGCUUUGAAAUGUGCGACGUUGUCACGUCACCCGCGGGUCGGUAGAUCGUGACGGCCGUUGUUGUCGCGGUUCGGCGUAAUCAGCGCGAAGUCACAAUGGAUCAAGAACUCGCGAAAAGCGAGAAGCGCCUUCAGCUUCGUGAGGUGAACCCUUACCUCAUUUGUGUCCUGUGUGGCGGCUACUUCGUUGAUGCCGCCUCCAUCGUUGAAUGUCUGCACACGUUCUGUUGGACAUGUAUCGUCAAGUAUCUUGAAAAGAACAAAUUCUGCCCGAUCUGUGAUGUGCAAGCUUACAAGACAAAGCCUCACCUAAGUAUCAGGCCCGACUACACCAUUCAGCGUCUGACGUACAAAAUGGUGCCCGGUCUUUUCGCGAAGGAGAUGAAGCGCAGGAAAGAAUUCUAUCUAAGCUCGGACCCUCCGCCCACGGCGGUCAAUUUGCCACCCUCGGCCUUUUAUUCACCCGACGACAACAUCAGUUUAUCUUUGGAAUACUACGAGGCAGGGAUGAAUAACAAUGAUGAAAAAUGCCGCCAAGCCGGAGAUGAGCAUGAUUCCUUGAAAAUGAAAUUGUUGCCGCACAAACGAUAUCUUCAAUGCCCGGCUGCUGUGACGAUAAAUCAUUUGAAGAAGUUCGUGCGAAUGAAGUACGGACUAGCUGCCGAACAAAUGGUCGAUAUUAUAUACCAAGAAGAAUGUCUUCCAGAAGAUUUCAGCUUGAUGGAUGUUGCUUACACUUUUAUGUGGGAUCGGACUACCCCCAUGAGAUUCAGCUAUAGAAUCCUUGAGCGAGCAGCUGUGCCUGCUGAAUCAAACAGUGACAUAAAUGGUGCGCACGGUUACUCAGCUUCAAAGAAUGAUUUUAAAAGGAAUAGCUGGCCCCGAAAUGGUCCCAAUUCGAGCUCAGAGAGUGGAACAACAAACACAACUAAUGGGAGACAGCUAAGAGGAAAUGUAUUUUCCAAGCGGAAGUCGGAUUCUGGAAAUGAGUCGAACGAAGCGAGUACCAAAGAUGAAGCUGAUGAAUUAGAUGAUUUAUCUCUAGUUAAGAGAUUAAGAAUGAAUGCAAGGCAAACAAGAUCUUCUAAUAAGAAAGCAUCUCCCCGUCGGCGGAGUAGAAGCACAUCGACCAAACGAAAAAAGCAGAAAAAGACCGCGAUAGAAUCAGACGCUUUGUCAGGUUACUCUUCUGCUACCUCACCUGAUUACCCCAGUUCCAGUGUUCCUAGUAAUGUAGACGAAAUGGACUCAUUUGAUGACGACGCUAAGUAUGAAGAUGACAUCGAAGAAAUUACGGAUGACUUUGACGACGAUGAUGAUGAGGGACGACUUUGGAUAUCCCCGACAGAAGAUGAAACGAAAGACAAAGAUUCUGAAGUAACUUCUCAAGAAAGCUCCGGGGAUAUUGAUAUGGAUGAUGACGAAAAGAUGGUCAUUGAUCCCUCAGAGGAAAUCGACGACCGAUCAGAGGUCAAAGUUAAAAAGAAAAGCAAGAAAGGAAAGCAUCAUCAUCACCAUCAUCACCAUCAUCGCCACACCAAGAAAACUCCUCCUGCGACUAUCUUAAAGUCUGAAAGCAAUGAUAUUAUGAAACUGAAAGUGAAACUUAAUCCAAUAAUUGCCUGCGAAAAGUACGAUAAGCCGUCCAAGUCGUCAAGUAAAUCAAGAACAGUGGGUGAGGUUGUUCCCAUGUACAGUAGUAAUUCCAGAUUAACAGCAGAUUCCGCAAAUGAUAGUAAAUCGAACGCCUUUAACAACAACGCUGGUAUCACUAACGUUUCAAACAAACUCAGUAAUAAAACUAAUGAACGACGGAAAAGUACGGAUAGAAGUUGUUCCAAAAUUAGUAGUAGUAGUGAUAUUUCUAGUAGUACCUCUAGAUUAAAGAGUGGCAGUUGCAAUAGUAGUAAGGAUUAUGAUAACAUAGCGCACAAUUCGUUUGCUGAUGAUAGCUCUCAAGGCUCCCGCGUCUCGGAAGAAAAUGCCGAGUUGAAACGUGCGAUGGAUGUAAUUAAUGAAGAUCUCGAAUGUCAAGAAGUGGCCUCCAAAGUGGCUGAUGCAAAAGUACCCAAAGUACCAGAAAAGUCAUAUCGACCACCGAGCUUACCUCAAUCCCUACCAAAUUCCACUUCCUUUACCAGGAAGUCGAGUCCUACCCCUCUCAUCUUCACCACCUGUGAUUCUAAUUCGAGUCGUUCUAAAUCUCCUUUGCUACACCCCCCUUCAUCAAUAACUGUGAGCAAAAUAACUGCGGCUGAAAAACGUAAGUUGGACGAAGACAAACUUCUGAAUAAUAACCAGGAUCCGAAAGCGGCAGAUAAUCUGAGACCAUCCCUAGAGAUAAUGUUGGUCAAUGGCCCAAAAAUGCAAAGCUUUUUCAACGUUGACAGUAAAAAAGAUGCGUCAAGACUGAAAGGAAAUAAUGGCCAAACUGUAAAAUCUUCAAUCCCAGCCUCGCACUGUACAUCAGUAUCAACCUCUGUUUCUUCCUCAUCCUCUGCAUCCCUUUCAACUUCACCUCUAGUCCGUCUACAGAAAAUGAGUAUCAACCUACCCUCUGUAACAGUAACUCACUCAACAAGCACCUCCAAGACUACAAAUACAUCGAAGACUGUCGUACAAAAUAAAAACGAGCCAUGCAUUCAAGCAGGGAGCAUCGAAAUAUCACUCCAGAAAGAAAAUACAGCACCAACGCGGAUUGAGAAUCGAGACAUGAAGAAAACUGACGGUCAAAAGAAAGGGACUGUCGGAAGCACAGGUGCUCUUGACCUUUCACCAACAAGCCAGUUAACGAGACCCUCCGUUUCUGGUGCCUCCUCUGGAACUGUCCAUACUUCCUCCUCAACAAAUCAUUCCAAUAUCACACUCAAAAGGCCCAAAAGUGUCCCACCGGUAUGCAUCAAGCCGCAAGUGAAUAAAAUUCCACCCCAACUUAAUACAGGCAAAGUCGGAUCUACAAAUGGACCGAAAUCAAUACCAGUCUCUAUGCAAAAUCUAACCGUCCUCUCAAAUGCUGCAGCACACCUAGCUGCAAAAUCUCAACAGGAUCAAAGAAAUACAAUUCAAAUCAACGGAAAUUCUAGCCCCAGCAUAAAGUCUGCUCAAAAUCCUCAGAUUUUGCCGGCUUCCCCAUCGCCGAAGAAUAAUCAUUCUGUGAGCAACUUGAACAAUUGCUUGCAACAGAAUAUGUCCCUGAAAAUUCCCUCUUUGCAACAGCGACCAAUUAAAAACCCCAGUUUCAAACAAGAUAACUCGCCAGUUAGGUCGAAGCCUAUGAACAUGCCGAAGCUAAAUGAGAUAGACCGUAAACAGUUCAUUCGACCGGCACCGCAUGGGAAUAAUAGUAGUGGCAUUAACACAACAAAGCCAGGGCAGAAUCAGUUUGUGAGGCACAUAACGGAUCCUUCGGUCAUGAUUUAUGCACGUCAACAAAAUGCAAGCGUGGUAUCCGGGAAUCAUUCAUCCUCUGGUAAUUCUAUGUCCAAAAAAUUCGUCAGCGGAAAUAAUGGGCGACUCUCCUCCCCGCCAGGAGUUAUUCCAAUUGCAUCCAUGUUUCGUCAGGGUGGUAUCGCCCGGGAAAUCGAGAAAGUUAGCGCUGGUUUACAAAUGAAGACAACUGUGAAUAAAGAACUAACCAGCGUCAAAUAGCGGAGAAAAGAGUCGCCAGUUUACGCCUUCAAGACUCCUGUGGGAAUCUUAAGCAAAUAAAGCAGAACAUUGAUUGACUUUUAAUUUUUGUGACCUGGUAUUUAAUACCUCUUUGUGGUAACUUAGUUCCUCGAUUCAGUGCAAUAGUGACAGUUAUUAAGUUCUCUGAUUGUUACUCUGUCAUGAUAUUGACUUUGACAUCCUACUUCAAUUACUUACUCCAAACCUCGUCACAUACCUUAAAAAUUUUAAUACAGGAAUGUAAAGCUUGUGUCAAUUUGAAUUGUCUUUUAUCUGGGAUCUUAAAAGUUCUCUUUUGCCUAUUGAGGGCUAAUUAGAUUAGCGCUUCCGUUCGGUCUAUAAAAAUCUACCUGUAACGUUGAUGCUAACGACUUUUAUUUAUUUAGCAAUCGUACUUUAAUCUGUUUAUUAUCAUUUUUAGGGUUUGAAUGACAAAGGACUUUUAAAAUAGUUUAAUUUCCUUUGUAAAGAUUUUCCAUGAUUUUGGAACCAUCCAUCGAAUAAAAAUGAUGGUUCUUAAUUUAUGGAUAGCUUACUUUUUUUGUAUAUAUAAAAAACAAACAAAAAAAAAACUAAUUUUACCAAAGACUUUGAAUAGGUUACUUAAGUUACUUUAUAGUAUUAGUCUUAGCUACACCGGUACAUCCACAAGGAAUGCCCUUAUCAUCGUAAUCGUUCUCUCGUCUCUUGCAAAAGAGAUCGUGCUUUCCGGGGUUGUAUUUGAAAUUCAUUAGGGUAUCAAAGUACUCCAGUUCCUUAGUUCCUCCUCACUAACAGCAUUACAAGCUUUUAAGGAAUGUAAAUUUUGUUAAGAUCUUUUAGAUAUCAAGGAGGUGCGGCAUCGUUGAUUUUAAAUGUCUGUACUUACCUUUGAAUCAAUGGGAUUCGUACUCCAAUGCCUCUGGAUUCAUAGCGUGCGAUGGUUGGGGUAGUUACUUUCGCCCGUUCCAGUUCAUGUUUUAUUUUUAAAAUAAAAUCCUAACGGGUCAAAAUUGAAUAAAGGGUGGCAGGACCAUCGUAACUUUAAUCGCGUUUGAUUUCUUACAAAAUGAAAAAAACAGUUUUAGGAUAAUCCUAACGUUCCGUUAAAGGAUUUUCAAAUUAGUGUAAGGGAAUUUCUUUAUUCCUGAAAGCAUAAAAAUUAGUUAUGUGAUAUUUUUUUUUUAAUUGUAAUUAAUGUAAUUUAAGUCCUCUUUUAUUCGUUAUCUUGUAUCCAUCUCUUAACAUGUAGCUGCAAAUCUUUGUCAAGAAUAUUUGGUUUGCCAGCCCGCAAUUCUAAGACUGUAGUUUUUCAUAUCCUGUUACUUAUUGUGAAUAUAUGUAUUAUAAAAAAGGGGAACCCUGUUCAUACUUUGAAAUAAAAUAAAAUUUGUUUGCCAUUUUGCAAGGUCAUGUAAGAGUUUCAUAAAACUUUCAUUCUCAUAGUUGAUCAAAAAUCUUCUCCCACAAUGUGCAAUGCUGUGACUUUUUGACAAUAUGGGGUCAAAUACCUUCUUAGCCCCUUAUAAUAAUUACUUAAAGUUUUGAAUUAUCUUACAUUACCUUUGGCGUUAUGUGCAAAAGCUUACAUGUUUAUGUAUAUAAUGUGUACAAAUAAUUGUUUUAAUCUUGCAAGGGAAGUCGUUGACUUCUUUUGCGCUUUAUUCGUAAUUUAAUGUUACAUGGUUGAUGUUUUAAGUUCCUUCAUGUCGGCAGUUGGUAUGAUAAAAAUAAAUUAUUUAAAGCCAAA
This is a messenger RNA of Bemisia tabaci, 5679 nucleotides long. The record is from RefSeq and is a predicted model, not a curated record. NCBI's taxonomy places the organism in Eukaryota, Metazoa, Arthropoda, Insecta, Hemiptera, Aleyrodidae.